UUAUUUAUUACAAAAAAAUUUUCUAUCUUUGCGCCAUCUUGAAUUGCUGAGUAAUUAGCUUCUAAGAAAAUAGUAACAACCUAGUUAUGAAAACAGAAACUAGAAUAAAAGAGAAUAUCGAUUCCUCUAAGGAGGUAUCGACAAAACAAGCAAUUUUAACAGUUAGUGUGGUCUUUAUCACCUCUUUAUCAGCAUUACUUUAUGUAUAUACUACUUUUCCAGAACUUACAGAAGAUGAACAACAGCAUAUGAAAUUACCAUUAGAUCUUGAAGAGGCUAAAAAUUUGGGUAAACUUCUUGGACGAUAUAGAGAUCUUUAUUAUUUUCAAGUGCUAAUUGGAUUAUUUCUUACAUAUAUUUUUUUACAAACUUUUGCUAUUCCAGGUUCUAUUUUCCUUUCAAUCCUUUCUGGUUUUCUUUUUCCUUUUCCUUUAGCUUUAUUAUUAGUAUGCAGUUGCAGUGCAGUAGGAGCAUCACUUUGCUAUCUUCUUUCAUCACUUUUGGGACGUAGAUUGCUUUUUAAAUAUUUCCCAGAAAAAGCAAGGGAAUGGACAUUAACAGUAAAAAAACACAAAGAUAAUCUUUUUAAUUAUAUGCUAUUUCUUCGAAUAACUCCAUUGCUUCCAAAUUGGUUUAUAAAUCUAGCCAGUCCUAUAAUUGGAGUGCCUCUUGCACCAUUUACUGUAGGCACAUUUUUUGGAGUUGUUCCACCAUCUUUUAUUGCCAUUCAAGCAGGUCAGACAUUACAAAAUUUAACUUUAUCUACUGGCUGGUCAUGGAAAAGUGUUAUAAUAUUAUGUGUAUUUGCUGUAUUAUCAUUAGUGCCUAUUUUAUUUAAACAAAAGAUACAACAAAAGUUUGAUUAAAUUUUAGGAAAGAAAUUCAAAAAAUUUAUUUAAUUAAAAAAUGAUAUGAUUAUUUAUUUUUUAAUAUUUGAAAUAGUAAAAAAAAAAUUAGUCAAAAUAUCAAAUAUAAAAAAAUAUUAUUUUCAACAUGAUUUAUAUUAUUUAAAAAAAGUUUAUUUCCUAAAAAUAAAAUUUUACAUUUUUAAUAUUUUCAUUUAUGUAAUUAUAUAAAACUUUAAAUAUUUAUUAAAGAGAUUUCUUACUUUUCUCGUAAUUGUAACAUUUUAUGUCAAUUCUUACAUUAUUUUUUUAUUUUUUUGUAUAGUAUUAAUUAUUAUAAUUUUUUUUCUGUAGUAUCAAUUGUUUGUAAUUAAUAAAUUAUAAUUUUGAAAAAUAA
Molecule: messenger RNA, 1242 nt
Organism: Apis dorsata (giant honeybee)
Lineage: Eukaryota; Metazoa; Arthropoda; Insecta; Hymenoptera; Apidae
Gene: stas
Product: transmembrane protein 41 homolog
Exons: 4
Coding region: 87-866 (259 amino acids)
Cellular component (GO): endoplasmic reticulum membrane
Source: RefSeq, a predicted model, not a curated record